Messenger RNA from Naegleria lovaniensis, 471 nucleotides. RefSeq lists its product as uncharacterized. Gene Ontology annotation, biological process: RNA catabolic process. The coding region runs from base 1 to 471 and encodes 156 amino acids. The record is from RefSeq and is a predicted model, not a curated record. Gene Ontology annotation, cellular component: ribonuclease H2 complex. The transcript is spliced from 2 exons. NCBI's taxonomy places the organism in Eukaryota, Heterolobosea, Eutetramitea, Acrasida, Naegleriidae.
AUGAAUGAAACACUCGAAAUUAAAUUAUUGAAUGCAAGCGAAGAUGACACCCUUCGUAUUCAUCAUCUCCCAUGCAAAAUUGAUCACAACGGUCAAGCACAAGUUGAUAAAUAUUUUGAGGCCAAUAUAAAGGAAAAAGGAGCAGUUAAUAACGGAGAUGGUCAACAACAAAACGGAGCAUCAUCUUCAUCGGAACCGAUGAAUAACAACUCAGUCAUCUUUGAAGGGUCAUUUAGGGGUAGACCUCUCCAAGGAAAACAACUCAAUUUUGAUGAAGAAUUAAAGAAUCAAGACUCAUUAGAUGUGACUGGUUAUAUUAUCAACGAAGACAAAAUUUGUGUACAUAGAUUCAAAGAGUUCACAAUGUGGACUCUCGACCAAGAUCCACAACUUGAAAAAGACAUUCAUUCCUCUCUUGAUUGGAUUCAAUUUUCAUCUAUUAUUCACCAAGAAAUAAAACCAAAUCUUUAA